Messenger RNA from Blepharisma stoltei, 558 nucleotides. The record is from the annotation of a GenBank genome assembly. Lineage: Eukaryota; Ciliophora; Heterotrichea; Heterotrichida; Blepharismidae.
AUGGACAUCCCAAGUUCAGAGUUUUUAGAACUUCUUGAUAAAAGCGCCUUACUUCCCCUUUGCAACGAGCAAACCAUUGAUAAAAUCCUAUUGUUUUGGGAACUAACUCCAUCUACGAGUGAGCAAAAACUGUUUUUAUAUAUAUUACUAGUAAUUAUUAGAAUAAAUCUAGCUAAUUCUAUAAAGUUUUAAAAAACUUGUAUUUUAAAAAUAAAUAUCAAAAACAACAAUUUAAAUAAAAGAGCAAAACAUUAUCUUUGGGAGGAGCUAGUAAUACCUCCUGAAUAUGUUUCCAAAAUCCUUGAAUCCAAAGGCUUCUACUCUCCUGAUCCCACCUGCAGCAAGCUCGUAGCAGCUGCAGUCCAACAAUUCCUCACAGAAACUCUCAACGAAGUCCUGGACAUCAUUCCCGGCAAGCCAGUUACCUCUCUCAGCUCUAAAAACAAAGACCAAAGACUCUGCCUUACAAUGCCUGACCUCGCCGGUGCUCUCGAAACAAUGGGUGUCAAAGUCGAAAAGCCCCUGUACUAUGCUGACAAACCUUUAGGUAACCAAUAA